Messenger RNA from Astyanax mexicanus (Mexican tetra), 6162 nucleotides. RefSeq names its product DNA excision repair protein ERCC-6-like. Gene Ontology annotation, molecular function: ATP binding; ATP-dependent chromatin remodeler activity; DNA translocase activity. The transcript has 4 exons. Bases 241 to 4440 code for a protein of 1399 amino acids. The record is from RefSeq and is a predicted model, not a curated record. Lineage: Eukaryota; Metazoa; Chordata; Actinopteri; Characiformes; Acestrorhamphidae.
CUCCCUCUCUCGCUGGUCCCGCCUACUGUGUAAUAAUCACUUAUGUCGCUAGGCGGCAGAGUAGGGUCCUAGAACUGCAGCGGUCCUGAAUCUGCAGCGGUCCUAAAACUGCAGUCUCCGGGUCUGCAGCUUUAUACUAUUGGGAACUGAGAGAGACCGGUGUUUAUAUUUGAGCGGCGCGCGGAGGCUGAGUCCGGUUGUGAGUCCGGUUCUGAUUCUGACACGCGGCUCUGUGUGAUUAUGGAUCCGGCGGAGGUUCGGACCGUGGCAGAGAGGCUGGAGCGCUCCCUCACUGUUGAUGAUGAUGAUGAGGAGAAAUGCCGCAGGUACAGGGAGGAGGGGAAAGAAGCAGCCCAGCGAAGGGAUCUGGGCCGUUCUUUGGAGCUUUUCCGUCUGGCCUAUGAACUGCGGCCCAGUGCAAAGCUAGAGAGCCGAAUCCAGCGCCUGCAGGAAGCCAUAAAAGAUGCGGAGUCACAGGAGGAAGAAGAAGAAGAUGAGGAGUUUGUAAAUGUGAACGGCAGUGGGCUGAUGCUGUUUAAGGAAUUGUAUAACAAACUCUAUGAGCAUCAAAAAGAGGGUGUGGCCUUUCUUUACAGCCUGCACCGUGACGGCCGCCGUGGUGGUAUCCUGGCGGAUGACAUGGGCCUCGGAAAAACCAUACAGGUCAUUUCCUUCCUGUCAGGAAUGUAUGAUGCUGAGCUGGCCAAUCACUCACUGCUGGUCAUGCCCACGUCCCUCAUUAAAAACUGGGUGCGUGAGUUUGCCAAAUGGACACCGGGCAUGCGAGUGAAAGAGUUCCAUGGCACCAGCAAAGUUGAGAGGAACAGGAAUCUGGAGCGCAUCCAGCGGAAAGGUGGAGUCAUCAUUACCACUUACCAGAUGCUUAUCAACAACUGGGAGCAGCUAGCAACGUACCAGCAUCAGGAAUUCCGCUGGGAUUAUGUAAUCUUGGAUGAGGCUCACAAAAUCAAAACCUCUUCGACCAAAACGGCAAAGAGCGCCCACGCCAUUCCGGCCCGGAACCGUGUGCUGUUGACUGGCACUCCUGUUCAAAACAACCUGCGGGAAAUGUGGGCACUGUUUGAUUUUGCCUGCCAGGGGGCGCUGCUGGGCACUGCUAAAACAUUUAAGACGGAAUAUGAGAACCCCAUCACUCGUGCCAGGGAGAAAGAUGCCACACCAGGAGAAAAAACCUUGGGCCUAAAAAUCUCCCAAAACCUGAUGGACCUCAUCAGACCUUAUUUUCUCCGCCGGACAAAAGCAGAGGUGCAGCAAAAGAAGCAGAACGCCAAGGGGACCAGACACGAGGAGGAGGAGAACAAAUGUCCUAAUGCAGGAGAUUCAGCAGAAAUGCCCUCACUGACUCGUAAAAAUGAUCUGAUUAUCUGGACGUACCUGAGUGAGGUGCAGGAGGACAUUUACCAACAGUUAAUUUCACUGGACCACAUUAAAGCGUUGAUGAUGACCACUCGCUCUCCACUGGCUGAAUUGACUGUGCUGAAAAAGCUGUGUGACCACCCCCGCCUGCUCUCUGCUCGAGCAGUCACUCAGCUGGGCCUGGAGCAGGGGGCCGCCACAGACCUCGCCGCUCAGGAAAAUGAGAAUGAGUCUGCAGCGGGGAGCAUCGAACACGUCUCUGAUGAGACGCUGCUGGAGGAGUCUGGAAAACUGCGCUUCCUCGUGUCUCUGUUGGAGCAGCUCAAAGCGGACCAACACCGGACGCUUGUGUUCUCCCAGUCCAGAAAGAUGCUGGACAUAAUCGACCGCGUUCUGCGGAAUAGGAACUUUCGGCUGUUGCGAGUGGAUGGCACAGUGACUCAGCUGGUGGAGAGAGAGAGACGCAUCACCCUAUUCCAGACAGACAGACGUUACUCUGUCUUUCUGCUGACUACGCAGGUGGGCGGAGUCGGGAUAACUCUCACCGCGGCUAACAGGGUGGUGAUCUUUGACCCCAGCUGGAACCCAGCAACAGAUGCUCAGGCGGUGGACAGAGCGUACCGAAUCGGACAGACUGAGAAUGUUGUUAUCUACCGACUCAUCACCUGUGGCACUGUGGAGGAGAAAAUAUACCGCAGACAGGUGUUCAAAGACUCUCUGAUCCGACAGACGACAGGCGAUAAGAAGAAUCCAUUCCGCUACUUUAGUAAGCAGGAGCUAAAGGAACUGUUUACUCUGGAGGACACUCGCUCGUCCAGCACUCAGCUACAGCUACAGGCUCUUCACUCUCAGCACCGCCGCUCUGACGCCAGACUGGACUCACACAUCGCUGAGCUGCAUCGCAUGGAAAUGUUCGGGAUCUCUGACCACGACCUUAUGUUCUCCAAAGAGGACGCGGCGGAAGAGGACGAUCCUCAGGACGCGGAAGCGGACCUCUACAUUCAGAACCGGGUGCAGAAGGCGCAGGAGCUCGUACAGGCUGAGUCUGAACUGCAUGGCCAGCUGAUGGAAAGCGUGGCUAACAGCACUGAACCGGCCUGGCUUAGACUCGCAAAGCAGCGGGAGGUGGAGGAGCGUGGCAGCAAAGAGCGGGGGAAACGUACGCCCAUGCAGAGCCCCCCUGCUGUGGUGGACGUAACCCAGUCCGGCUCUGAGGAACUUCAUGACCUUUCUUACGCCGACGAGGUGGAGAUCAUUAGUGAAGAUGGUGAAGUAGAAGUUAAGAGUGAGCGUUUGAUGUCUGAUGAAGUGAUUGACUUGUCUGAUCAAGUCAGUGUUAAUGCUGCAUCUGCUGAAAGCUUAGUGAUUUCUUCUGCCGAGGACCACCCCCAGCACUCAGAGGGCGAGGACCACGACAACCGCACAAAGGAUGACCACCACAAUCGCACCAAGGACAACCUUGCUGAGGAUGACCACCACAAUCGCACCAAGGACGACCACAACCUCGCUGAGGAUGACCACCGAAACCUCGCUGAGGACGACCACCACAACCUCGCUGAGGAUGACCACUACAAUCGCACCAGGGACGACCACAACCUCGCUGAGGAUGACCACCACAAUCGCACCAGGGACGACCACAACCUUGCUGAGAAUGACCACCACAACCUCGCUGAGGAUGAGCACCACAACCUCGCUGAGGAUGAGCACCACAAUCGCACCAAGGACAACCACAACCACGCUGAGGAUGACCGCGACAACCAUGUUGAGGAUGACCACAAUGAUCACACCAAGGACUACUACCAUCACACUGAAGAUGACCGCCACAGCCACAACGAAGACCACCACCAUGCCGAGGACAACCACCAUGCCCAGGACCAUCACACUGAGGUCCUCAAUACUGAUCACAAUACGUCUCAAGGCACACAGGAAAUGUCACUUCAGGAAGAGAAUAAUUUCAGCCCUGUGAUGAAGGAGGAUCAGGUAAACAUGCAGCUUUUCUCUGUGCACGCCAGCCCUCCUGACCAAUCAGAUCCAUCACAAUCACUGCUGGAACCCGAGCUGAACGCAUCUAACCACUCCGUGCAGAUGGACUCGUUCCAAGGAAAAUUCAACUUAGAGUUGGAGGAUAGUGCAGACAUGUUCUCCUCUGAGGAGAAAGAGCAGGAGGAGGAGGAGAUGGAGGAGGAGGAGGGUGUAGAGAUGGAGCCAUCUUCUGAGGAGGGGAACUUCCAGCUGCAAAUGGAACUCAGCGGCAAGGCCAGUGCUUUUGACUUCCCUGUGAUCGAGCGUUCUGCCCUCUCCACUCCUGCAAACGACUCUGUCAACGUGGUCAGAAAGAAGAAAAAAGCCCAGAUGAUCUGUGACAGUGAGGAAGAAGAGGAGGAAGAGGAGGAGGAGAAGGAGGAGAAGGAAGAAGAGCAGGAGGAGAAGCCGUUGUUAGGAAGCAGUCCCUUGACUCGCAGCUUCAAAAACCUCGGCUCUUCCACACCCAAAACCACACUGAACGGUAGCGCCCCUCGCAGGCAGAGCAUGAACGCCUCGGUAGCCUCCCGUCGCUCGUUCGUGGAGUCAUUUCUGGAGGAUCUGGAGGAGGAUGAGGAUGAGGAGGAGGAUGAUGAUGCUGUUGAUGCAGAGCUCAGCCAAGCUUCUGAAAGCAGCAGAACAUCUUACACUGAAUCUGUGGAAGAGGAGGAGCCUAGCGGAGAAACGUUGGAUUCUGAGAACACACGCGGUAGCGAGGGAGUGAGCAGGUAUGAGACCUGCGCGGAAGAAGAGAGUGUGCUUGAGGAGUCUACUGGUGAUGUAGAGUUAUCUUCAGGUGAAGCUCUGGAACAGUAUGCUCCAAAAAGUGUUUCCAAAGCAGUUGCCAUUGGUGCAGAGGUCACCAAUAAUACAAGCCCACUUACGUUUGAGGCUCUGGUGCAUUCUGGGAAAUCUUGUCUUGCUGAGGGGAAAAAGCAAGAAGCUCUGGACUGGUUCUUGAAAGCAAUAGACAUCAACAGCGGAGACGGUGAAAUCCAGCUGCUCAUUAUUCAGCUCUACAGGCAGCUUAGCCAGCAGUGAUGAAUUAUAUAUGCAUGCUUGUAUACUCCAUACUUUAAAUGCAGAUUUUUUUUUCUAAGAAUUGAAUUUCAAUAUAAUUGUGUAAGAUUUAGUGUAACUGUAAUAAAAGUAAAUGAGAUUAGUUAAAACAGCUAUGGCUUCAAAAAAUGCAAUAUGUUUGCACAGAGAAACAUUGUUGAACUGAACCUAAUGAAAGACUGGUGUGUAAAACAGGAGAGAAAGGGAGCAGAAAUAAACUAGUAGGAAAUGAAUAGAUGAGAGAUGAUUUGGUUAAUUUACUAUUUUCAGUGUGUUUUUCAUCUCCAUAACAAUUCUGUUUCUCCUAACAAUUCUGUGUCUGAUGAAGCUGAGGAGCAAAUGAGCUAAAUUUAAACUUUAAUCAAAAAGGGUUUCCUGACUUUAAACAAUUAUAGAACCCCAUUUUAUUGCAGAAAGGGGGUUAACGAUCAUAUAGAACUAUUUAACCAGAAAAAGAAACGGUUAUUUGAGUUUGUCCUGGUUUCAUAGUUGUAAAGUUAAAAUGUGUUCAUCCUUGUUCAAAUCCAUGUCUAAGCAUUUAGACACAGUUCUAAUUUAUUAAAUUAAAUAACAUUGUGGGAGAGACAGAAAUGAGAGCAGAAAAUGUGUCAUAAUCUUAACACAUGUUAAAUUCAGUAAAUAAAUCAUUAUUGUGUAUAAAAAUGUGCAAAUCUGUUUCUUUGUGGAAAAUAUGACAGUGCUGUCAGACCUGGUAGAGGUCUAUACAGAUUAUAGUGACAUUUUUAUUUUAUUUUAUCAUGUACUGUAGAUGGUGGGUUAUCCAAUGUCUUUGCAGUUUACCAUUAAAGAACAUGAUUCAAUUGUUUUUAGAUUGGCAGAUUGGUGAGCCUUUAGUGCCCACCUUUAGUUUUAUUAAAUUUGCACUUUAGAAGUGAUAAAUUCAUAAUUUCAUAAUAUAUUGCUACAUUUGCUUUAUACAACAUUCUAAAAUCACUUGAUUGAUACACAAUUGUGUUCUACAUCCAUGUGGAAUUUAGUACAGGACCAAUGUAAAAUAUAUAUAUAAUAAAAUUAGUAAGUAGUAGUUAAUAGGGCUUCAACUAUAAGUCGAUAUAAUCGACAAUGUCGAUUAUUUAAAUUUGUCGACAACGAAUUUCAUUGUCGACUAAUAGUUCAUUUGUAACAGUACUGUAUUACAAGUUUUGGAGACCGAACUACAUUAGGAGAUUGGUAAAUGUCUCACUCUCACAGUUUACUCUCAACUUAAUGUGUCUCCAAAAGUGCCCAAACACUACAGAUUACAUAUUUACUCACUAAAUAUCAAACAUCCUGACAUUGAAAUGGUUUUUAAAGCUCGUGUUCAGCUGUUUCUAUCGUUUUUAGAGAUGCAGGACAUGGCAGAAAUAAUUGUUGACUAAUCGGCUAAUCAAGAAAAUAAUCAUCAGAUUAGUCGACUACCAAAAUAAUCAUUAGGUGCAGCCCUAGUAGUUAAGAAAGGUAUUAGUAGUUGUGGGAGAUGUGUCUCAGUAGUAAUGUCCAGUUAUUGUCUCAGUAUAAUAUAAUGAACCUAAAGAGGGUAUCCCUCAUCCGAGGGAACCCUUUGUAGCACCUUCUUUAAGAGUGUUUAAGUUUUCUGCAUUUUUUAAACAUUCAAACUGUCCCACCUACAGUCAACAAAGCUUUACUGUGCAGUUACCCAUAAUCCUUCUUCAAAACAAUUUAAUAAAGAAGCUUUUUUCUGAG